Molecule: messenger RNA, 5164 nt
Organism: Hipposideros armiger (great roundleaf bat)
Lineage: Eukaryota; Metazoa; Chordata; Mammalia; Chiroptera; Hipposideridae
Gene: PCDH18
Product: protocadherin 18
Exons: 4
Coding region: 457-3840 (1127 amino acids)
Biological process (GO): homophilic cell-cell adhesion
Cellular component (GO): plasma membrane
Molecular function (GO): calcium ion binding
Source: RefSeq, a predicted model, not a curated record
CUGAGUUGAAGCGAAGUUGUACCGAUUUUAGACCGGAGUCAGCAAUCACGGCUGUUUAGUCUGCAGCCGCGCAGAGCAAGGGAGGAAGAAGGCUCGCUCCGGGAAAGAGCCACUGCAGACUCGGCGGCCCCCUGCCGCAGAUGGAUUCCGGCUGCACGCGCGGAGAAGCGCGGAGGUGACGCUCGGCCGCUGCGCGGAGGACGAGCAGCCACACCGACGCGAGGACCGGACUCCACGCCGACGGCAUCUGCAAGUCGUGACAGGGUGUGUAUGCAACAAAAGUUCGCGGGCUGUUAAUUGCUGUGCUGUGCUACUAAGAGCCGCUUUCAAGUUCCAAGUGCCAAAUGUAGCUUAGCUUUAAGUUGCCAAAGGAAGUUGAGGGCAUUGCUUUGCUGUUUUAACUUGCUCCGUGAGAGGAGCCUCCUGAGCUGACCGCUGUACCAAACGACUGCUAAAAUGCACUUUAGAUUUGCUUUUGCACUCCUGAUGGUAUCUUUCCACUCCGCGGUGUUGGGCAAGAAUCUGAAAUACAGGAUUUAUGAGGAGCAGAGGGUUGGCUCAGUCAUUGCAAGACUAUCGGAGGAUGUGGCUGAUGUGUUAGUGAAGCUACCGUAUCCUUCUACUGUUCGCUUCCGAGCCAUGCAAAGGGGAAAUUCUCCUCUCCUGGUUGUAAAUGAGGAUAAUGGGGAAAUCAGCAUCGGGGCGAAAAUCGACCGUGAACAACUAUGCCAGAAAAACUUGAACUGUUCCAUAGAGUUUGAUGUGAUCACUUUACCCACGGAGCAUCUGCAGCUUUUCCAUAUUGAGGUUGAAGUGCUGGAUAUUAAUGACAAUUCUCCCCAGUUUUCUAGAGCUCUCAUUCCUAUCGAGAUAUCCGAGAGCGCAGCAGUUGGGACUCGUAUCCCCCUGGACAGUGCAUCCGACCCGGAUGUUGGGGAAAAUUCCCUGCACACCUACUCUCUCUCUGCCAACGAUUUUUUUAAUAUCGAGGUCCGGACCCGGACCGAUGGAGCCAAGUAUGCAGAACUCAUAGUGGUCAGAGAGCUGGAUCGCGAGCUGAAGUCGAGCUAUGAGCUCCAGCUUACUGCCUCCGACAUGGGGGUGCCUCAGAGGUCUGGCUCGUCCAUACUGAAAAUAAGCAUUUCAGACUCCAAUGACAACAGCCCUGCUUUUGAGCAGCAGUCUUAUAUAAUACAACUCCUAGAAAACUCGCCGGUGGGCACUUUGCUCCUUGACCUGAACGCCACCGAUCCAGAUGAGGGCGCUAAUGGGAAAAUUGUCUAUUCCUUCAGCAGUCAUGUGUCUCCCAAAAUUAUUGAGACUUUUAAAAUUGAUUCGGAAAGAGGACAUCUGACUCUUUUCAAGCAAGUGGAUUAUGAAAUCACCAAAUCCUAUGAGAUUGAUGUUCAGGCUCAAGAUCUGGGUCCCAAUUCCAUCCCAGCUCAUUGCAAAAUUAUAAUUAAGGUGGUGGACGUCAAUGACAACAAGCCUGAAAUCAGCAUAAACCUCAUGUCCCCUGGAAAAGAAGAAAUAUCUUAUAUUUUUGAAGGGGAUCCCGUUGAUACGUUUGUUGCUUUGGUCAGGGUUCAGGACAAGGACUCUGGGCUGAAUGGCGAAAUAGUUUGUAAGCUUCACGGACAUGGUCACUUUAAACUUCAGAAGACUUAUGAAAACAAUUAUUUGAUCUUGACGAAUGCCACUCUGGAUAGAGAAAAGAGAUCUGAAUACAGUUUGACAGUAAUCGCUGAGGACAAGGGGACACCCAGUCUCUCUACAGUAAAACAUUUUACUGUUCAAAUCAACGAUAUAAAUGACAAUCCACCCCACUUCCAGCGAAGUCGAUAUGAAUUUGCGAUCUCAGAGAAUAACUCGCCAGGGGCCUAUAUCACCACGGUGACAGCCACAGAUCCUGAUCUUGGAGAAAAUGGGCAAGUCACAUAUACUAUUUUGGAGAGUUUUAUCCUGGGAAGUUCCAUAACGACAUAUGUCACCAUUGACCCAUCUAAUGGGGCCAUCUAUGCCCUCAGAAUCUUCGAUCAUGAAGAAGUGAGUCAGAUCACUUUUGUGGUGGAAGCAAGAGACGGAGGAAGUCCGAAGCAACUGGUAAGCAACACCACCGUGGUACUCACCAUCAUUGAUGAAAAUGACAACGUGCCUGUGGUCAUAGGGCCUGCGCUGCGCAACAAUACUGCGGAAAUCUCCAUCCCCAAAGGGGCUGAGAGUGGCUUUCACGUCACAAGAAUAAGGGCCAUCGACAGAGACUCUGGCGUGAAUGCUGAACUCAGCUGCUCCAUAGUUGCAGGUAAUGAGGAGAAUAUCUUUCUAAUGGACCCCCGAUCAUGUGACAUCCAUACCAAUGUGAGCAUGGACUCUGUUCCCUACACAGAAUGGGAGCUCUCGGUUAUCAUCCAGGACAAAGGCAAUCCUCAGCUGCACACCAAAGUCCUUCUGAAGUGUGUGAUCUUUGAAUAUGCAGAGUCAGUGACAAGUACGGCCAUGACCUCAGUCAGCCAGGCAUCCCUGGAUGUCUCCAUGAUUAUAAUUAUUUCCUUAGGAGCAAUCUGUGCAGUCUUGUUGGUUAUCAUGGUGCUGUUUGCAACUCGGUGUAACCGAGAAAAGAAAGACACCAGAUCCUACAACUGCAGGGUAGCAGAGUCCACUUACCAGCACCACCCCAAAAGACCCUCCAGGCAGAUUCACAAAGGAGACAUCACAUUGGUGCCCACCAUAAAUGGCACUCUACCCAUCAGAUCUCAUCACAGAUCGUCUCCAUCUUCAUCUCCUACCUUAGAAAGGGGGCAGAUGGGCAGCCGACAGAGCCACAACAGUCACCAGUCCCUCAACAGCUUGGUGACAAUCUCAUCAAACCACGUGCCAGAGAAUUUCUCAUUAGAACUCACCCAUGCCACUCCUGCGGUUGAGGUCUCCCAGCUUCUUUCAAUGCUUCAUCAGGGGCAGUAUCAGCCGAGGCCAAGUUUUCGAGGAAACAAAUAUUCUAGGAGCUAUAGAUAUGCCCUUCAAGACAUGGACAAAUUUAGCUUGAAAGACAGUGGCCGUGGUGACAGUGAAGCAGGAGACAGUGAUUAUGAUUUAGGGCGAGAUUCUCCAAUAGAUAGGCUGCUGGGUGAAGGAUUCAGCGACCUGUUUCUUACAGAUGGAAGAAUCCCAGCAGCUAUGAGGCUCUGCACGGAGGAGUGCCGGGUGCUGGGCCACUCGGACCAGUGCUGGAUGCCGCCGCUGCCCUCGCCGCCCUCCGACUACAGAAGCAACAUGUUCAUCCCGGGGCAGGAGUUCCCCGCCCAGCCCCAGCAGCAGCACCCUCACCCGAGCCUCGAGGAUGACCCCCAGCCUGCAGAUCCUGGGGAGAAGAAGAAGAGUUUUUCCACCUUUGGGAAGGACUCCCCGAGCGACGAGGACGCCGGGGACUCCAGCACGUCGUCCCUGCUCUCGGAAAUGAGCAGCGUGUUCCAGCGCCUCCUGCCCCCGUCCCUGGACGCCUAUCCCGAGUGCAGCGAGGUGGAUCGCGCCAACUCGCUGGAACGCAGGAAAGGACCGUUGCCGGCCAAGGCCGUGGGCUACCCACAGGGCGUGGCGGCCUGGGCGGCCAGCACACACUUUCAGAACCCCACGGCCAGCUCGGGGCCCCCGCUGGGAACGCACUCCAGCGUGCAGCCCUCCUCCAAGUGGCUGCCGGCCAUGGAGGAGAUCCCCGAAAAUUACGAGGAAGAUGAUUUCGACAACGUCCUCAACCACCUCAACGACGGGAAACAUGAACUCAUGGAUGCCAGCGAGCUGGUGGCGGAGAUCAACAAACUGCUGCAAGACGUGCGCCAGAGCUAGGCGGUUUCAGCGGAGCGCUUUUGUUUCCAUAUAUUAAUGUGUGGAAGGAAGGGACAGAGAGAACCCUGCAAGAACUGGCAUUGCCAAAUAGUUGCAUUUAUCAUAAAUGUGUCUGUGUAUAUUGGAUAUUAAAUACUGUAUUUUCGUAUGUACACAAUGCAAGUGUGAUUAUUUUAAUCUGUAUUUUAAAAAUACAUUUGUACCUUAUAUUUAUGUGUAAUUUAACAGACAAAUUUUAUUUUUUUACUCCCAUGACAAACAUGUCUUUUUCCUAAUCACGUAGAAAAUAGCCCCUGUUCAAAUCUGAUAUACUCUUCAACCACAACGUAUAAAGGCACUGCUUAGGUUAGUUAUGUUGGGGAAGAAGUUGUUACGCUGUACGGACAGCCCCACGAAAGCCUUGUAGAAUUCUUAGUUCUUUUAAGUGAUCCAACUUUUUUUUUCAAUACUUUUUUUUUUAAUUAAGCAUCAAUAAAAAUGUUAAACUUUUAUUAUUAUUGUUGUUAUUACUUUUACUGCUCUCUGCUCAUUCUGAUACUUCAAGCCUUACAGCAAAAUUGAAACCCAAGGUGAAAUUUUAUUUCAGAGCUGGGCAGUAUCUUUCGCAGUCAGUGAUGAGAAUAGGAUCAGAGUCAAUGUUUCCUAACUCCCAGGCCCCUGCGAUUCCAGGGCAUCACACUGGCCUCCUCUUGCGAAUGUUUCCCCUGAAGUAUUAUUGUCGAUUUAUAAGCAAGGCAAACGAUGAUUUCAUUCCAUUCUUGUAACAGGAGAUGUGUUCCAAGGAAAUGGAAUCUGUUCUUUAAAUGGAUAACAGUAUGUGUUCUAACAGCAUGAAGUGCUCAUGGACAGAGACCCUUCAAGGGCAGUAAAUACAACUGAGUUAUUCUGAAACCAUUGUAUUUGCAUCUUCCCCUUUCCUCUCAGGAUACUUGAACAUUUUUAUCUUUUACAUUUUUAUUUUUAUUCUUUUGCUAUGACUAUUCACUUUUAGCUUUUGUCUCCAGUGCAUGAUCUCAUAUUUUUGUUUUUAUUUUUAGUAUAAGAACAUUUAUAAAAUUACAUUUUUUGCUAUGGCAAUUCUGUUUUGUUGUGUGACAAAUGACAAAUUCUUUAUUUAUUGUGCUGUUAUCACUCUGUGUGGAAUGCUUUGGUAAGGGAGACCGUUAUUAUGACUGUUCUCAUUUAUGACCAAGCUUCUAUUAAUGUUAUUUCUAUGAAUACACUAUCUUGAUUGUACUCUCCAGAAAGUUUUACUGUCAAUGGAAAUAAAAGAAAAAUUAAAACUAAAGAACUGUCCAUAAAUCAGAGUCCUGUUCAUAUAUAU